Molecule: messenger RNA, 2600 nt
Organism: Oryctolagus cuniculus (rabbit)
Lineage: Eukaryota; Metazoa; Chordata; Mammalia; Lagomorpha; Leporidae
Source: RefSeq, a predicted model, not a curated record
CCUUCCUGCCCGCUCCACCUCCAGGCGAAGGGCGACGCCUCGAGAUAAAAGCGAGUAGGUGCGGGAGGCGGCAGCUGCGCGGGCCUAGGGGUCCCGGAAAAGCCAAAACUCUGUUCUGUAGGGACCGGCGCGAAGGCAGCCGGGGAGCGGGGGAGCUGACGCAUGGAGCCGAGUCCCGACUGUGAUGCAGCAGUCACUGCAGGACCUAAGGCGUCCUCCACGGAGACGUCCGCGGUCGCCGCCAAGUCCUCGGAACCCGAGGACUACCACAGCAAGUGCGUGUUCUGCCGGAUCGCCCGGCAGCAGGAAACCAACACCGAGCUCCUGCACUGUGAGAAUGAAGACCUAGUUUGUUUCAAAGAUAUCAAGCCGGCAGCACCUCAUCAUUAUCUUGUGGUGCCAAAGAAGCACGUUGGAAACUGUAAAGAGCUAACGAAAGAUCACAUAGAAUUGGUUGAGAGCAUGGUAACUGUUGGAAAAGCUAUUCUUGAAAAAAAUAAUUUCACUGACUUCACAGAUGCAAGGAUGGGAUUUCAUAUGCCUCCAUUCUGUUCCAUUUCUCACUUGCACCUUCAUGUUAUGGCUCCAGUCCGUCAGUUUGGCUUCUUAUCAAAGUUGGUUUAUAGAGCUAAUUCCUAUUGGUUUAUCACUGAAAUAAAGUCUUUGCUUUCACUUUUUGGCGGUCAGUUCUUCAGCGGUCAGGAAACUUAUGGAAAGUCUCCAUUUUGGAUCCUUAGCAUCCCUUCUGAGGAUAUUGCGAGAAACUUAAUGAAACGGACAGUGUGUGCCAAGUCUAUAUUUGAACUGUGGGGUCAUGGAAAAUCUCCCGAAGAGCUGUACAGUUCUCUUAAAAAUUAUCCUGUGGAGAAGAUGAUUCCAUUUCUGCAUUCUGAUUCUACAUAUAAAAUAAAGAUUCACACAUUUAAUAAAACAUUGACACAGGAAGAAAAAGUCAAACGAAUAGAUGCACUUGAAUUUCUGCCAUUUGAAGGAAAAGUGAAUUUGAAGAAGCCACAGCAUGUAUUUUCUAUUUUGGAGGAUUAUGGCUUGGACCCAAACUGUAUCCCUGAGAAUCCACAUAAUAUUUAUUUUGGUAGAUGGAUUGCAGAUGGACAGAGAGAGCUUAUUGAGUCAUAUAGUGUCAAAAAGAGACACUUUAUUGGAAAUACAAGCAUGGAUGCUGGGUUAUCAUUCAUCAUGGCUAACCAUGGAAAAGUGAAAGAAAAUGAUAUUGUCUUUGAUCCAUUUGUUGGAACAGGUGGCCUCCUGAUAGCGUCUGCUCAUUUUGGUGCAUAUGUAUGUGGGACAGACAUAGACUACAACACAGUUCAUGGCUUGGGAAAGGCUAGUAGGAAAAACCAGAAAUGGAGAGGACCAGAUGAAAACAUUAGAGCAAAUCUUCGUCAGUAUGGUUUAGAGAAAUUUUACCUCGAUGUCCUGGUUUCAGAUGCAUCUAAACCUUCCUGGAGAAAGGGCACAUAUUUUGAUGCAAUCAUCACUGAUCCUCCAUAUGGUAUCAGAGAAUCUACCAGAAGAACAGGUUCACAAAAGGAAAUACCAAAGGGAAUAGAAAAAUGUCCAGAAAGCCACGUUCCUGUUUCCUUGAGUUAUCAUCUGAGUGAUAUGUUUUUCGACCUGUUAAACUUUGCAGCUGAGAGCCUGGUAUUAGGUGGAAGACUAGUCUAUUGGUUACCAGUGUAUACACCAGAGUACACAGAAGAGAUGGUGCCCUGGCACCCGUGCCUGACACUCAUCAGCAACUGUGAACAGAAGCUUUCCAGUCACACGUCAAGGCGCUUGAUCACAAUGGAAAAGGUGAAGGAACUGGAGAACCGGGACCAGUAUUCACAACUGCGAAGUGAUCAUUUUCUGCUCUACCAAGGCCAUAAUUCCUUCCGUGAGAAAUAUUUCAGUGGAGUGACAAAAAGAAUUGCCAAGGAAGAAAAACCCAGCCAGGAGUGAACAUUAAGAUUUUGAAAGACAUCUGGAUGUGAACUUUCAUGUGGGAUCCAGAAAACCUGUACUAUUUUAAAACUUUAUGGUGUAUAUAUAAAUGCUACAAAGUAAGCAGAUCCUUGGAAAUUGUUGUUUUAGAGGCUAUUUUGUUGUAUGCAAUGUAAUAUCUUUUGAACUUUAAUUUAUAUUUAUACUUUUAAGUAUUAAUGGGGUUGUAUUCAAAAUUGUUAUAUUUUUUACAAUUUAUAGAGGGAACUAAUAUUGACUUUUUACACAUAUCAACCAGAUGUCAAGGCAAGUAGUAAUGGUUAAAAAUUUAUUCAGGGGCUGGCACUGAGGCAUAGUGAAUAAAGCCGCCACCUGCAGUGCCGGCAUCCCAUAUGGAUACUGGUUUGAGUCCCAGCGGCUCUAUUUCUAUCCAUCCCUCUGUUAUGAUGAUGAUCCAUGUCCUUGGGUCCCUGCAUCCAUGUGGGAGACCUGGAGUGAAUCAGUGGAUGGAAGACCCACCCCCCCUCUGAAACUCUCUUUCAAAUAAAUAAAUAAAUCUUAAGAAAAAAAUUUAUUCAUUAAGUAAGUGAAUUUGGGUUUUUACUGUAACUGAUUUUUGUUGUCAAUAAUAAACCUUUUGGGAAUUUCUAAAAUCA